AUGUCUGUACCUUUAGUAUCUACAAAACCACCAGGAAAGAGUUGGCGAGAAGUAAAUCAAGAGAGAAAGGCAUUAAAACGUCAAAGAAACGAAGAAAAAAUAAUAAAGCGCGAGAAGAGGUUAGCUUUAGAAAAAGAUUUAGAACUGAAAGCUAAAGAGGAAGUCGAAAGGGAAAAGAAAAAUUCGGAAAUCUCAACGAUUAGUAUAGCUGUUCCUGGAUCCAUAUUAGAGAAUGCACAGUCUGCUGAAUUGCGUACAUAUUUGGCAGGACAAAUUGCUCGAGCAGCUUGUAUAUUCUGUGUUGAUGAAGUAAUUGUGUAUGAUGAUGUUGGAGAUAAGAUUAACACAAAAAAAUCAAAAUUAGAAGAUGUUGAUGGAAUAAAAAUAGCUCGCAAAAGUUGUGUGCAGUUGGCACGUAUUCUUCAAUAUUUGGAAUGCCCUCAAUAUUUAAGAAAACAUUUUUUCCCUUUACACAAGGACUUGGAAUUUGCCGGACUGUUAAACCCCUUAGAUGCACCUCACCAUUUAAGGAUGUCCAAUGAUUUUAAAUUUAGGGAAGGCAUAACUAUGAAUAAAAAGGUAAAGCCGGGAAAAGGUUCACAAGUUAAUGUUGGCCUAUUACAGGAUGUAUCCACUGACAAGCUAUUGAAUCCAGGAAUUAGGGUUACUGUCAAGAUGAUGCCUCUUCCAGAAGGAAGUAAAAAGUUAAAAGGAAAAAUUGUCAGUCUUUCAACUCCAAGAGCUGAGACAGGUGUUUACUGGGGCUACACUGUCAGAAUUGCGACAAACCUAAGUCAGGUGUUUACCCAAUGUCCAUAUAAAGAUGGAUAUGACUUAACUAUUGGAACAUCAGACAGAGGGAAUUCUAUAGAUGAGCUACCAGAUAAAGGAAUCAAAUAUAACCAUGCUCUUAUAGUGUUCGGAGGUUUGCAUGGCAUUGAAGCUGCUCUUGAAAGCGAUGAACAGCUGCAGGUAGAUGAAGCUAGUUUAUUGUUUAAUCAUUAUGUAAAUGUUUUGCCUAAUCAGGGGUCAAGAACAAUCAGAACUGAAGAGGCAGUACUUGUUGCACUUUCUAGCCUAAGAAAUAAGUUACAGGCUGAAAAUGAACCAAGGGUAUUUAAAGAUUCUGGUAUAGCUACAAGUUCAACAUUACCAUCCCAAAAGUUUGACACAUCACACCAUCCUGGUGUUGAAAACAAUAUAGAUUUAAGUAAAUUUGAUUGA
Messenger RNA from Parnassius mnemosyne (clouded apollo), 1224 nucleotides. The record is from the annotation of a GenBank genome assembly. Lineage: Eukaryota; Metazoa; Arthropoda; Insecta; Lepidoptera; Papilionidae.